Messenger RNA from Dinoponera quadriceps, 3430 nucleotides. It is a transcript of the gene 14-3-3epsilon, whose product is annotated as 14-3-3 protein epsilon. Bases 279 to 1049 code for a protein of 256 amino acids. Gene Ontology annotation, cellular component: cytoplasm. The transcript has 4 exons. Lineage: Eukaryota; Metazoa; Arthropoda; Insecta; Hymenoptera; Formicidae. The record is from RefSeq and is a predicted model, not a curated record. Gene Ontology annotation, biological process: signal transduction.
UGGCGAGAGAGCCGAGAGAGCUCACCCGCAGAACUGCUGCGCGAGAGAGACUGGGAACUGCUUUCGAUUGUUGGCGGGCGCCGCCAUCUUGGUCAGUGAGCUCGCGAGUGGCUGAUACGUUUCGGAGGUGAAGAAGAAGAAGAGCGGUGCCUUCGUGUUCGUAUUUCGGGCGACCGCAAGCCAGGCCGACGUGUCGUAUUCCGUGCACGCGUUUUCCCCCGCGAACGAGCGUUCCUCCUCGACAAUUCUGAGACCGGUGAAAUCCGCGAGCAUCCGAGAUGUCCGAGCGUGAGGACAACGUAUAUAAGGCGAAACUGGCCGAGCAAGCGGAGCGCUAUGACGAAAUGGUGGAAGCGAUGAAGAAGGUGGCUUCACUGGACGUAGAGCUCACCGUCGAAGAAAGGAACCUGCUCUCGGUUGCGUACAAAAAUGUCAUCGGUGCGAGAAGAGCUUCCUGGCGAAUAAUCUCGAGCAUUGAGCAGAAGGAAGAGAACAAGGGCGCUGAGGGAAAACUAGAGAUGAUCCGCCAAUAUCGAUCUCAAGUCGAGAAGGAGCUCAAGGAUAUUUGCGCCGAUAUCCUUGGCGUCCUGGACAAGCAUCUGAUACCGUGUGCCUCCACAGGCGAAUCCAAAGUCUUCUAUUAUAAAAUGAAAGGCGAUUACCAUCGUUACUUGGCAGAAUUCGCUAUCGGGAAUGAUAGGAAGGAAGCAGCGGAGAAUUCUCUGGUGGCAUACAAAGCAGCGAGCGAUAUCGCCAUGACGGACUUGCCACCAACUCACCCUAUUCGCCUAGGAUUAGCGCUCAACUUUUCCGUGUUCUACUACGAGAUCCUUAAUAGUCCCGAUAGAGCGUGCCGCUUAGCAAAGGCGGCCUUUGACGACGCGAUCGCCGAGCUUGACACGCUGUCCGAAGAAAGCUACAAAGAUUCCACCCUCAUAAUGCAACUCCUUAGGGACAACCUCACUCUAUGGACAUCGGAUAUGCAGGGAGACGGUGAAGUUGAACCGAAGGAGCAAUUGCAAGACGUAGAAGAUCAGGACGUAUCGUAACUUUAACUGUAGUGAGUGUUAUCUUGCGCAUAUAAAACUGAGACACAAGAAAAAAACUCUUAAUAACUCGUAAGCAAAAGAAAAAAAACAAUUCAGCAGGUGGCAGUUCGGGAUGGGAAGGGGAGAUCUUUUAGAAAUUCGCGUGACCUUUCAAGAGAAAAAAAAAAGAAUAAAUAAAACACGCACCGUUACGAUUAUUCUGAAAACAAAGCUGCAGCAACAACAAUAACAACAACAGCCAACAGCAACAAAAAAAAUAAUCAUUCGGUCGCAUUACAAACACACCCUCAUAUAUACAUAUAUACACACACACACACACACACACACACAAUUGAGUUAAUACGAAGCAGAAAGUAACGAGUAUAAAAAAAGAAAAAAAGGGACAUACAUCCUGCGGUAAAUAGAGAGAUUGUAAAGCAUUUAAAAGAAAGAGAGGGAAAGAGAGAGGCACUUUUUAAUUGCCCUCGUUUUUUGUGUAUCAAGAGGAAAUGCCGUCUUUGCACUGUGCAUGCGUCCGAUUAAAAUUUAUACCGACGUGUCGAAUGAAUAUCGGAACGACGGAUGACGUCGACCAUCAAUUAGCAGAGAGCCUCGAGAAAUUCUAGUUACAUUUCUGGAUCACACCCACACAUACACAAUGUAGCGCGCGUAACGAUUACGUUCUGGGGUCUAAUAUUUGAUUUCCGCCACAAUUUCAGUGAGCGAGAGUCACGCGCGUGCGCCCACACACACACACACACACACACAUACACAUCGCACGCGCGUUUCAUAUGUUCUUUGAAAUAGAUAAAAAAAAGGAGGCAUGGAUGAUCGAUGUCACCGAGACGCAUUGUGUGUGUCGUCUAUUCUCACACCUGUACCUGUUUCCGCUUACCUGUUCCUAAUAUCCCUCGAUUCCCUUCUCUUCGUUGCACUCCCCCUGCUCCUUUAAACCUCGCUUUUUUACUGCGCGCAUGGUCGUCUCGCAUAUACUGUAAUCACUACCAAUAUUGGUGUAUGCGUGUAAGUCGAGUUUAGAAAAGUUUGGUUCAUUUCAAGAUUAAAACACCGGCGUCUUUACGGGAAUGCGCGGCUAUACGCGACACCGUCAUGCCACAGUUGCUAAGACGGACCUCGCUUUCGAGCUUGUAUUCUGUAAUAAAAUACAAUGUACUUCCGAUGAAAUCCGAUUCGAAUGUAACUACACACAUACACAUACACACACGCGCGUGUAUGCGCAUACAUUCACACAUAGACACACACACAUACAUUACCGACAGAGAGAAAAAAGAAGCAAAAAGUGAAAAUGCAUGAAUUUUUAGUACUAGCCGAAGUAUGAGAAAGAAAAAAAAAGGAAUGUACCGCUUACUUCGAUUACCCCCUUCUGUACCUCGUUGUAAACACACACACACACACACACACACACACACACACAAAUAUCAUUCGUCCGAGUUUUCGUGAAAAAAGGGAAAAACAAAAGAGCCUGUGUCGCGCAAAAAGAUCCUUGAGAAACGAGCGUAUCGUUGAAAUUUUUUCACGAAAUGGCUCAUGAUUCAACAUGUUAUAUACGCAUCUCGUCGAGACGAGCGUUUUAUAUAGCAUUAUUGUAUAGCUUGUGACGAGCAUCGUGACAAGAAGGAAGAAAGAAAAAACGGAAAAGAAAGAACGAAAAAUAGUAAGGAGGAAAGAGAGAGAAGUAAGAAAGAAACGAAAAGAAAAACAAAGGGAAAAAGAUUACGUUAACGUAGGUGAGCCUCUUUUUAGCAUUACGUUACUCACAGCAAAGCAAGUAAUUAUCUAGCUAGUCUGUAAUGUGGUUGUACGUUUUCAUACGCCCGUUGUGUAAACUAAUAUCGAUUGCUGUGGUAUAAGAAGUGACAGAAUAAAUGACUGUACCUCGACUUUUUCCACCCACGCGCGCACCACACACAAACGCGCGGGCGAGCGCACGCGCGCGCGCGCCCAUAUUUUAUGUACGCGUACAUACAUUAGCGUGGUUCGCCAAAAUUCGAAUAUAAAAACGUGCGCUGGUAAAAGUUCGCAGAGAGGCUCGAUAACUAGCAACGAGCGCACGUAACUUGAUUGAUAUUUCACGAGAUCUACCACGAUGUUUCUAUACUCAAAUUUUGGAACGUUGUAUGUAUGUAUGCUCGUAUACACGGCACACGCGCGCGCACGCACGCGCGCACUUCACAUAAAACACACAACACAGGUAUUGUCUUUUUCCAUCCAGAUACACGAUAAUCGAUCCGUGUCUGUAAUUAUCCAUCUGCCGCGAUUCAUCGACGAGCCAUUCCAUCAACGUUUCACGUUGAGACAUUCCAUUCUUCUUCUUGUAAUAAGGAGUCUGUCGGAAUCGUAGAUUUACAGUGAAAAAAAAAUAUACUCUUUCUUCAAACUGA